UUGAUUACUAUUGAGUUGUACAGGAAAUAAUGAAAUUUACAGAAAAUGUCACUCGCUUUUCAACUUUCAGAAACUGAACCAAACAUUUUGUUAUUGAUAUUGUUUUGAUAUCUGAGCCCAAUCUGAUCCGGGACUUUUAUAAGCAAGUCAUUUGUAUACUCCAUAUUUUAUAUGCUCUUUGGUAUACUCCUUGAUAUUCUCCCAUUAAACGCAUAAUACACACUCUUCUUUCAUAUACUCUUUGGUGUCAUGUCAAACAAAUGCAAAUUUUUAUGAAGAAUAUUUGAUUUGUUAAAUAUUUGAAGAAGAUCGGAUAAUUAAACAUAUGAAAUCAACAUAAUUUGCUAUCUUCUUAUAAUUUUAAAACGUGAAGGAGGGUUGUCUGUAGAUUGGCGCUGAGACGAUAAAAGAAUGAGUAGAAGAAAUAACAAGAUUCGUAGGUUGGAGGUGCAAAAUAUACUGAAACUCGCGAACACGCUACAGGCCACGUUCGUCGUCAACGCCGAUUUAAAUUACGACACCCUGAUCAGCCCCGAGAUUACAAUCAAUAGUACCGCCAACUUCCAGGUGAGGGUUAUUAUCACUCAGGAUUCUUACAACUCAAAUUGCAACAGCUUCAUAUUCGUCAAAUUGUACAAAAUUGACAAGGACGACGAGCUUAAGUACAACAUGAACUUGUCCAGCAUUUAUUUAAAUAUCGACAACAAGACAUUUCCUUGCGAUGACGGCACCUGGCAUCUCGUUACAGAGCUUAAAACAUUGCAUUUCACUUUCGAUAUAAGCGUGGUAAUGAACAUAUUGCAAGGGAGCUCGUUCGCCACGCUAUACGACGAAGUCGACCUCAUGGACUUCGAGCUGCGCGGCGAGGACGGGGCCGUGCGCGUCCACCGCGCCGUCCUCGCAGCCUACAGCCCGGUCCUGCGGCGUAUGCUUAACGGCAGCUGGCGCGAGACCGCAGAAGGCCACGUCGACGUCCCCGGCACCUCCAAGAAGACGCUCCAACACCUCAAAAACUACAUGUACCUGCAUACGCUUCCCGAUACCGACUUGGAGCCCAUUAUGGUGCUGGCGACGUACUAUAUGAUGCAUGAGCUGGAGCAGAUGUGCGUGGACCGGCUGGUGAGCGCGCUGGAUGCGGAGAACGUGUGCCAGUUAUUGCAGUUCACGGCCAAGCACCGCCUCACGCGGUUGCUGCUCGCCGUGCUUGAAUCCGUGCAGAACGGCGUCAUUAAAGUCAUCGAUAUACGUAAACACUGCAUGCAUUCCAAGCUACCGUAAGUACAUUUUAAUAAACCACAUGUAUUCCUACUGUUAGGAAGAAAAUCCGA
Molecule: messenger RNA, 1328 nt
Organism: Papilio xuthus (Asian swallowtail)
Lineage: Eukaryota; Metazoa; Arthropoda; Insecta; Lepidoptera; Papilionidae
Exons: 3
Coding region: 412-1278 (288 amino acids)
Molecular function (GO): protein binding
Source: RefSeq, a predicted model, not a curated record